Molecule: messenger RNA, 4724 nt
Organism: Macroventuria anomochaeta
Lineage: Eukaryota; Fungi; Ascomycota; Dothideomycetes; Pleosporales; Didymellaceae
Product: CNH-domain-containing protein
Exons: 3
Coding region: 411-4241 (1276 amino acids)
Biological process (GO): intracellular signal transduction
Molecular function (GO): guanyl-nucleotide exchange factor activity
Source: RefSeq, a predicted model, not a curated record
AACAGCACCCCGACCCCCAUAUUACUCACUCAGGCGCUCAUUCAUAGCACUCGCUCGCAUACGCACUGCUCCUGCAUAGUGGUCAACCGAACGGCCUCCGCGGACCCCUCGCUGGGGAGACACAGCACGAAUCCUCCCGCAUCCACCAGCACCAGCACCAGCACCAGCCGCCUCACCGCCAGCGCCCCGCGCCGUGGUCCUGCCCGCGCAAGGCAUCGCCUGAACACACACCAGCGUCCGUUGCGAGCUGCCGCUGCGAACACCAGCUCCCCGCGUAUCCGCCCGCAUCGCGUGUUGCUCCGCACUUUGGCACCCGCAAGCGACCCUCACCCAAAAAGUCUUCCUUGGCAAGCCGGGCGAGUGCGAAUGUGCCACGCAACAUAGCGAACACUGCGGACUGAAGAGCGUACAUGGCCAACUACGGGAACCAGCAGGGGGGAGGCCCGCCGCAGUAUGGCCAGCCCACGGGAGGUGCUAGAGACGCCGCGUUUGCGAACAUCUUCGGUGCGAGUCCUGCCAUGGCCGGCCGCUCGCAGACCAUGACCUCGCAGUCGCACAUGAGGAUGCCGGAUAGGGCGGCGACUAUGUCUUCCCAGACGUCCGACAUGAUGCAGCGUAUGCCGCCCAUGCGGCAGCCCGUCAAUGGCUAUGAUCGACGCCCUCCAGCGCCCUACGAUCAGCGCGCCCAGUCCAGCUACGACGCGCAACGCCCACAGAGCCAUGAUCAGCCGCCGCAGAACUACCAACGCCCAAUGCAGCCGUCAAACGGUUACCCUCCAGACCCGCGCUUCUCCCAGGGAAUUCCUCAGCAGCGCCAGCCGCAGCCGCAGUAUAUGCCUCAGCCCCUACGGCCAGAGCGUCAGCCAUACGGACAGCCUCAGCGUUUCGACUCGCGGCCCUCGCCUCCUGGCCAGCUUCCCUUCAACAAGCCGAUGCCUCCGCGCUUCCCGAGUGCUGGUGGGCCAGCGCUGAACAAUGACCCCUAUCGGUCACAGUCUCUCGCAACGGGCCCUCGACCACAAUUCAAUGCUCCUGGCCAGGGCUACCAGUCACCAGCAAACACCUUCCGCCAGCAACCAUAUAUGAAUCACAUGGCCAGAACUACUGCUCAGGGUCGUGUAGUUCCCGAACGUCCGGAUGAGCGAACAAUGUCCAUGACUUCGUACCGAGGCGAGAGCGAAUUUGGACCGCAGCAGACUAUGAUGAGCGGAAGGGUCAUUCCUGGGCGUAGACGGGAAUCAGGCGGACAAGAAGUGGCGCCCGGCGACCAGAGGUCUCCUGCAGUUUCCCCACCUACAAACACGGGUCCGGGGACAAAGACCCGGAACGCAAGCCAGGGCAGCAUACCGCAGAUGCGCACCAUGUCUAUGGCUUCCACGAUCGCACCGUCGAUAGCACCGUCCCAAGCUGAGCGUACAGAGACCAUGUCUUCUUCGGUCACCCGUCCCAGCUCGACGCAGACCACGAACAGCAACAGGGCUUCUGGCCAGUCCCAUGUUGGGCCUAUGGCUCCCCAGCCACAAGGAGAGAGGCAACGACGAGCUCCUCUCGUCUACCCCGCGCUGUUGUCACGUGUAGCAACUACGUUCAAAGACAGAGUGCAGAUAUCAGAGAAAGAGAAGGACGGUCUUGUCUACCAGAGCGCGUUUACCGGAGCCGAUGCUGUCGACCUUAUCGCGUUCAUCAUUAAGACUACGGAUCGGAACCUAGCACUCCUCCUUGGAAGGUCUUUGGAUGCGCAGAAAUUCUUCCACGAUGUGACGUACGCACACAGGUUGCGCGAUUCGACGAACGAGAUCUACCAGUUCCGCGAGACCAUGAUGGAGGAACAAGCCGAAGUCAAUGGUGUCUUCACGCUUCUCACUGAAUGCUAUUCUCCAACCUGCACACGGGACCGACUCUGCUACUCGAUCGCCUGUCCUCGCCGUCUCGAGCAACAGGCUCGCCUCAACUUGCGGAUCCAACCUGGUCUUAAGCGCGAAGAGUCUCACGCUAGUCUGCACGAAGACACGAAUGACGAGGAGCAGAAGCUCUGGAUCAACACGGUGCCCAAGGAUGUCGCUGAUAGCGUUUCGGACAAGGAAAAGAAGCGGCAGGAAGUCAUAUCCGAGUUGAUGUACACCGAAAGAGAUUUCGUCAAGGAUCUGGAGUAUCUCCGCGACUUCUGGAUGAAGCCACUCAGAAACCCCGCAACCUCACCUAUUCCAGAACAUCGCCGCGAGAAGUUUGUACGCACUGUGUUCAGUAACUGCCAGGAAGUCUACAUGGUCAACUCCCGCCUGGCAGAAUCUUUGACCAGACGUCAACAGAAAGAGCCUGUUGUCCGCAAUGUUGGAGACAUCUUCCUGGAGUACGUUCCUCACUUCAUUCCGUUCAUCAAGUAUGGUGCGAACCAGCUGUUCGGCAAGUACGAAUUCGAGCACGAGAAACGCACCAAUGCCGCCUUUGCGAAGUUUGUGGACGAGGUCGAACGUAUGAAGGAAUCGAGGAAGCUCGAGCUGAACGGAUACCUUACGAAACCGACAACAAGGUUGGCUAGGUAUCCAUUGUUGUUGGAAGGUAUUCUCAAGGCUACCGCAGAUGACAAUCCCGAUAAGGAGGAUCUACCCAAGGUUGUCAAGAUGAUCAAAGACACCCUGUCCAAGGUCAACAUCGAGUCCGGAAAGGCCGAGAACCAUUUCAAUUUGAUGCAGCUCAACAAAGACCUCAAGUUCCGUCCAGGAGAGUAUGUUGAUUUGAAGCUGACCGAUGAGAACCGUCAAUUGGUAUUCAAGGGCACACUUAAGAAGACACCGACCGAGACAACUGGCGACAUCACAUGUUAUCUCUUCGAUCAUGCUGUUCUGCUUGUCCGCACUAAGACAGUGAACAAGCGAGACGAACAAAAAGUGUACAAGAAGCCCAUACCUCUUGAGCUUCUAAUCAUUACCCAGAUGGACGAGAUCAUUCCUCGACUUGGCAUAGCGAAGAGGCCUUCAGGAACGACCUUGAUGGGCGCUGGUGCAAAGGCGAUUCAAGCCGCUGCACCAAGGGCUGAUGCAAACAAGCAGCAAGGCUAUCCGAUAACUUUUAAGCAUCUUGGGAAGGGUGGUUAUGAGAUGACACUCUACGCCAGUACGCCAAUCUCGCAACAGAAAUGGAUGGAGCACAUCGAAUCCCAGCAACGAACGUUGAGAGAGCGUAGCAACAUCUUCACAAAGUCUGUCAUCAACGAGGGCUUUUUCUCUGCGGCCAUCAGAGUUACUUGCGCUGUGCCUCUUGAUGGUGGUCGCAAGCUGGCUCUGGGUACAGAUGCUGGUGUCUACGUUGUGGAUCGCAAACCGAAGGAUGCUUCAAUGCGGCCCAAGCGAGUCCUGGAUACCAAGGGUGUCACGCAGAUUGACGUCCUCGAGCAGCACCAGAUCCUGCUCAUACUGGCCGACAAGACCUUGUACUCGUACUCUACGGAAGCACUGGAUCCUGACGAAGCCCAAGCCGCCGCAAAGCGUCCCAAGAAGAUUUGCCACGCCAAUUUCUUCAAGUCUGGUGUCUGCAUGGGCCAACAACUCGUGGCGUCAGUUAAAACCUCGGCGCUGUCAACGACCAUCAAGGUGUUCGAGCCGAAGGAGAACAUGACCAACAAGGCUAGGAAGUCUGGUUUUGCCAAAAUGCUCGCACAAGGACAAGACCAACUCAAGCCGUUCAAGGAGUUCUACAUUCCUACUGAAUCGUCGUCGAUACACUUUCUGCGUUCGAAGCUUUGUGUUGGUUGCGCUCGUGGAUUUGAGGUCGUCAGCCUCGAGACUCUGGAGACGCAAUCAUUGCUGGAUCAGGCUGACACAUCCCUCGACUUCGUUGUUCGCAAGGAGAACAUCAGACCAAUUCACAUCGAACGUAUGGGCGGCGAAUUCCUGCUCUGUUACUCAGACUACUCCUUCUUCGUCAACCGCAACGGAUGGCGAGCAAGACCAGACUGGAAGAUCACGUGGGAGGGCAAUCCGCAAUCGUUCGCUAUCUUCAACCCAUACAUACUUGCUUUCGAGCCUAGCUUCAUCGAGAUACGGCACAUGGAGAGUGGUGGCCUGGUUCACAUCGUUACGGCGAAGAACAUCAGGUGGCUGCACUCGUCCACACGAGAGAUCCUGUAUGCAUACGAGGAUGAAUUGGGCAACGAUGUCAUCGCCAGUCUGGACUUCUGGCAAGCGGCUAAUGGGCCUGGCCACAAGCAGUCUAUCGAGAGCAACCGGUACGACAAGAGCUAGAAGUCGCCGUCACCGCAGCAGGCACAAUCGCUUGGCCAGGCGCUAUAUCUGUUUCGCAUCAUGAGUCGCACUCGGUGUGGUUAUCGUCCCGCGUCCAAAUCAGGAUCCACAUCCGCUUCGAUACACUAUCGUCGACCGUCAAGUACUCUUCCUGGUGGACAGUACUGGAACGCGGACGUUGUUCGGCGCUUUGCUCAGGCCAGCCAUGGAAGACGAGAUGCGUCUGAUGCACGCGAUGCGACAAGAUCAGCGCCCGUGGGCUGAAGGUGGGGCGCCGCAACGAUUUAUUGGCACGAUGGAAGCUCACGUUUUCAAUCUAUCUACUUCUUUCGCUUUUGUAUAGUACGCAUAGAUGAGCGUGGGCUGGUGUAAAUCAGGGAGAUUAUAGGCCCGAGUCAGGGGCACGAUUGAGGCAUGUUCGACGAGAUACCAUGUCAGAUUAGCGGUCAUGAUAAUGGAACCCUUAUUGAUUGUUGUUGAAAU